AAAUCUCGCGCGCCUCGUCAAUCGUUCUGACAGCUAAAAAGAGAACCGCACCAAAACAACGCUCACUUGGUUCGCGCAAGCGUUUAUCUCUUUGUUUUUGUACGCAUUUUUCCGGAAUAAUAUUCCCGCGGUGCCCGGAAAUAACGGUAAAUUCGAACGCCGCGCCGGAAAUGGCACCAACGAGACAGCCGCAGCAACAUCACACCGUGAGCACGAUGUUUCAACUGAGCACCAACUACGAGGAGCUGAAUGUAAUUGGCACAGGAGCAUAUGGCACCGUCUACAAGGCACGUGACCUUAGCAAUGAAGGCAACAUUGUGGCCCUGAAGAAGGUUCGGGUGGCCUUGACCGAGGAUGGAGUGCCAAUGUCGACGCUGAGAGAGAUCGCCUUGCUGAAGCAGCUCGACGCCUUCCAGCAUCCGAAUGUUGUCAAAUUGCUGGACGUUUGCCACGGACCUCGUCUGGAGCGCGAAGGGCAGCUGGUUCUGUUUCUGGUGUUUGAGCAUCUUGAGCAGGAUUUGGAUGACUAUAUUAAACGGCUUCCUCCCGGUGGAAUGCCCCGGAUGACCAUUCAACGUUUGUCCCGCGAGCUUCUCACCGGAGUCGAUUUCCUGCACUCGCAUCGAAUCAUCCAUCGUGACUUGAAACCGCAGAAUCUCCUCAUCUCGGCUCAGGGUCAGCUCAAGUUGGCCGAUUUCGGACUGGCCAAAACGUACGAUUUCGAGAUGAAGCUGACAACCGUGGUGGUAACGCUGUGGUAUCGCGCUCCGGAAGUGCUACUCGGUGAGCCCUACCACAGUUCGGUCGAUAUCUGGAGUUCGGGCUGCAUCAUUGCGGAAAUGUUUCAACGGGUUGCGUUGUUUCCGGGCACGUCGGAAGGCAACCAGUUGGAGAAAAUAUUCGAAUUAACGGGAAGACCUUCGGAGAGCCAGUGGCCACGGGGCAUUUCGGUGGCGCGGGAAAAUUUUCGACCGACCCAGCAGCGAGAGCCACGCCAGAUGUGCCCGAAGCUGUGCGAUUUCUCCAACGAUCUGCUCAAGAAAAUGCUGGCCUUCAACCCGCGGGAGAGACCGUCCGCGCUGCAGUGUCUUCAGCAUCCCUACUUCACACAGGAACCGAUGUGAUGCAAACUAGUAGGCAACCAAUCGAAUUCGACUCGAUUGCAUACGCUACGGUAGAUCUAGCAACUAAGAAGUGGUGGUACAAAUCAGAACUGCCAUAAACGUAACCGAAACUAGAGAGUUAAGUAACAAUGCACAGAUUUCAGACUUUCAGCGAAAUUGAGAGGUUUCAUACACACGAAAAUGAGUGAUUUCUCCUAAUGGAUCUCGGGAGGGACACAUUUAGGGUAAGAUUGAACAAUGGCCUUGAAUCACGGUUAAACUUUUUUUUUCUAUAGCAUUUAGUUGAUUUAUUACAGUUGAAAAUUGUGAGUGAAAUAAUAAUUUUGUACGAACCAA
Messenger RNA from Aedes aegypti (yellow fever mosquito), 1460 nucleotides. RefSeq names its product cyclin-dependent kinase 4 (gene Cdk4). Gene Ontology annotation, cellular component: nucleus; cytoplasm; cyclin-dependent protein kinase holoenzyme complex. The transcript has 5 exons. Bases 171 to 1124 code for a protein of 317 amino acids. Gene Ontology annotation, biological process: regulation of G2/M transition of mitotic cell cycle; signal transduction; G1/S transition of mitotic cell cycle. Lineage: Eukaryota; Metazoa; Arthropoda; Insecta; Diptera; Culicidae. Gene Ontology annotation, molecular function: cyclin binding; cyclin-dependent protein serine/threonine kinase activity; ATP binding. The record is from RefSeq and is a predicted model, not a curated record.